AUGCACACUGUAACUCGACAAGUGACCAUCGAUGGUCGUGCGAAUGAGGGCGAACAGACCGUCACCCGAGCCUUGAAGUCACGUCAUCUUCAAAUGAUUGCUAUUGGUGGUACUAUUGGCACUGGUCUCUUCGUUGGUUCCGGAGGUGCGCUCGCGACCGCCGGUCCUGUUGGUACUCUGCUCGGCUAUAUCAUUGUCGGAGCAAUGGUCUACGCUGUCAUGAUAUCCCUUGGAGAAAUGACUACACUAUUCCCGGUGUCCGGCUCAUUCACCCAUUACGCAACUCGAUUCGUCGAUCCUGCACUUGGCUUCGCUCUUGGCUACAACUAUUGGUAUUCCUAUGCUGUCACUCUUCCGAACGAGAUCACCGCUGCUGCCAUCGUUAUUGGAUACUGGAAUCAGACGAUCAAUGUCGCUAUUUGGGUGUCAAUCUUCCUCGUGGCAGUCAUCGGCAUCAACUUUAUUGGUGUCGCUGCUUACGGCGAAGCCGAAUUCUGGAUGUCAUUUAUCAAAGUCACGACCAUUGUCGGGCUGAUCAUUCUCGGUAUUGUCCUCGAUCUCGGUGGUGGGCCGAACCACGACCGUAUCGGAUUCCGGUACUGGAAGCACCCCGGGCCUUUUAACCAAUUCAACGGUAUCCCGGGCGCUACAGGGCGCUUCCUCGCAUUCUGGUCAUCCUUCAUCCAAGCCGCGUUCUCUUAUCUCGGGACAGAGAUCGUCGCUGUCACAGCUGGCGAAGCCCAAAACCCAACCAAGACGAUCCCCAAGGCAAUCCGCCGUGUGUUCUACCGGAUCCUGUUAUUCUACGUCGGAGGGAUAGCCGUCAUCGGCCUUCUCGUGCCUUACACAAGCGAUCAGCUGCUGAACAACACAGGCACUGCCGCCGCUUCCCCUUUCGUCAUCGCGAUCGAGACAGCAGGGAUCAGCGCCCUGCCGAGCAUAAUAAACGCAGUGAUCCUCAUCUCCGCUUUCUCAGCUGGCAACUCCGAUCUCUACACUUCGAGUCGCACGCUGUACGCCCUCGCAUUGGACGGGAAGACCCCAUCCUUCCUCCGCCGUUGUACGCGGCGCGGGCUGCCAAUCUGGUGCGUAGGGAUCACAGCCCUCUUCGGCUUCCUCUCCUACCUCAACGUCGGCGCCGCGAGCGCAGGCACAGUCUUUGAGUGGUUCGUCAACAUCAGUACCGUCUCUGGUCUGUUCGCAUGGGCGACAAUCUGUUUUUCGUACAUAAGGUUCUACAACGCCGCCAAGCUUCAGGGGCUGGAUAGGAAUACCUUGCCAUACAAAGGCCCCUUGCAGCCAUACGCCGCCUACUUCGGGUGCAUCCUCGCCCUGCUUAUAAUACUGUUUAAUGGCUGGUCUGUCUUCCUAGCCGGGAACUGGAGCACAUCGACCUUCGUAGCGGACUAUAUCGGAGUGCCGAUCUUCGCUGGGUUUUACCUCUUCUGGAAAAUAUACAAGCGGAGUAAAGUUGUCAGGCUCGAGGAUAUAGAUUUGCUUUCCGGGAGGAGAGGGAUAGACGAGAAGGAGGAAGAGGACUGGGUGCCGGUGAAGUGGUACGAGAAGGUUUGGGCUUGGUUGAUGUGA
This is a messenger RNA of Dacryopinax primogenitus, 1587 nucleotides long. RefSeq names its product amino acid transporter. NCBI's taxonomy places the organism in Eukaryota, Fungi, Basidiomycota, Dacrymycetes, Dacrymycetales, Dacrymycetaceae. Gene Ontology annotation, biological process: amino acid transmembrane transport. Gene Ontology annotation, molecular function: amino acid transmembrane transporter activity. Gene Ontology annotation, cellular component: membrane. The coding region runs from base 1 to 1587 and encodes 528 amino acids. The record is from RefSeq and is a predicted model, not a curated record. The transcript is spliced from 4 exons.